Molecule: messenger RNA, 2976 nt
Organism: Haliotis rufescens (red abalone)
Lineage: Eukaryota; Metazoa; Mollusca; Gastropoda; Lepetellida; Haliotidae
Product: merlin-like
Exons: 15
Coding region: 132-1937 (601 amino acids)
Biological process (GO): positive regulation of protein localization to early endosome; regulation of cell shape; positive regulation of early endosome to late endosome transport
Cellular component (GO): plasma membrane; cytoskeleton; apical part of cell
Molecular function (GO): cell adhesion molecule binding; actin binding
Source: RefSeq, a predicted model, not a curated record
GUAGUCAACAUUGAAGGAAAGUGAUGAAGAGUUAGUCAACAAACUCCUAUUUUGGGUGUCAAAAUGACAAGGCUAUCGAUUAAAAACUUUCGGGCGUUUAAAGUCUGAGUUGAGGGAAUAAGACAUUGAAAAUGCCUCUUGUUUCAAUGAAGAAAUCGUCGGGAGGCAACUCCAAGAACCUCCCUGUCCGAGUGACGACCAUGGAUGCUGAACUGGAAUUUGAGAUUGAGAGCAAGGCCAUGGGGAAGGAGCUUUUUGAUCUGGUGUGUCGCACUAUUGGCCUGAGAGAAACGUGGUACUUUGGGCUGCAGUUUGUCGACUCCAAGGGCUACAUCGCAUGGCUAAAGUUUGAUAAAAAGGUCCUAGGGCAGGAUGUUGGGAAGGAAACUCCGAUUCCGUUUCAGUUCCUGGCCAAGUUUUACCCAGAGGACGUGUCGGAGGAGUUGAUCCAGGAGAUCACACAGCACCUGUUCUUCCUGCAGGUCAAGCAGUCAAUACUCAACAUGGACAUCUACUGCCCACCCGAGGCCUCCGUGCUGCUCGCCUCGUACGCCGUGCAGGCCAAGUAUGGGGACUACGACCCCUCGACGUACAAGGCGGGGAUGCUGGCCAGUGAGGACCUGCUGCCCCAGAGGGUCAUUGACCAGUACCAGAUGACCCCCGAGAUGUGGGAGGAGAGAAUCAAAGUGUGGUACGCUGACCGCCGCGGCAUGACCAGAGAUGAAGCUGAGAUUGAGUACUUGAAGAUAGCCCAGGACUUUGAGAUGUACGGAGUAAACUACUUUCAGAUUAAGAAUAAGAAGCAUACAGAUCUGUGGCUGGGUGUGGACGCUCGGGGGAUCAACAUCUACGAGCGGGACAACAGGCUGACACCCAAGAUAACAUUCCCCUGGAGUGAAAUCAAGAAUAUCUCAUUCAAGGACAAGAAGUUUCUUAUAAAAAAUGUUGGCAAGGGUGCGGCUGAUUUUACUUUCUAUGCUCCAAAGCUGAGGAUUAAUAAGUUGAUCCUGGAGCUGUGUGUGGGCAACCAUGAACUGUUCAUGCGGAGGCGGAAACCGGACUCCAUGGAAACUCAGCAGAUGAAGGCCCAAGCACGCGAAGAAAAGGCUCGGAAACAGCUGGACCGGGCGCGGCUGGCGAAGGAGAAGCAGAUGCGGGAAGAGAUGAUGCGGGAGAAGGAGGACCUGGAGCGGCGGUUGAUGCAGCUGCAAGAUGAGGUCCGCAUGUCGCAGGAAGCUCUGAUGCGUUCGGAGGAGACGGCAGACUUGUUGGCAGAGAAGGUUCGCAUCAUGGAUGAGGAGGCUCUGUUGUUGAGAGAAAAAUCAAAAGAAGCAGAAAAUGAAGUCCAUCGGAUCAAAGUGUCUGCAAUAAAGACGGAGGAGGAGAGGCUGUUGAUGGAGCACCGGGCCAGGGAGGCAGAGAUGAUAGCAGCCAAACUCCUGGAGGACUCGGAGAGGAGAGCCAAGGAAGCAGAGACCCUGAAGGACGAACUGCUUCAUGCUAGGAUCGCAGAGAAGUUUGCCAAGGAUAAGCUCCUGGAGGUAUCUCGGACCAACAUCCCCUACAGUGCUGGGAGUUUUCACAGUUACCACAUGGCUCCAGAAAUGAACGAGCUGAAGCUUGACCACACGAUACUGACCCCCACGCCUCCACCCCCCCCACAGAUGCCAGUGGAGCAUCUGCCGGGGGACAUGGACCAGCUGUCCCUGGAGAUAGAGAAGGAGAGGCAGGAGUACAUGGAGAAGAGCAAGAACCUGCAGGAGCAGCUGAAGGAGCUGAAGACGGAGAUCGAGGUGCUGAAGGUGGAGGACCGACAGACAGACUUCGACCGACUCCAUGAGGAGAUCAUGCAGAGAGGGGACACCAAGUACUCCACUCUCAGAAAGAUUGGUGCGAGUACUUCUAAUGCACGUGUUGCAUUUUUCGAGGAAUUAUGAUUCCGGCAAGCCGUCUUCCUGUACCAAAGGGUGCUCCAUCUUGUCGAUGUCCUUGACGACCAUCAGGACUCUGGUUUCCAUGGAAACGUGAUACCAUGGUAACGCUGAAUGGAUGGAUACCCACCCGCCAUGAUGAUUGUCCAACAUCACCGGUUGUCUUUCGUGCUAGCAAAUAGCUUCUUUUUGCCCAUGUGCCAAAAUGUGUGCCACUUUUAAAAGUGGAUGAGACAUGACAAGCGUAUGCAGUAGUUGUACACAGGUAGAACCAGAAUGUCCUAGAUCUGUUGACAGUGGUAAGUGUGUGGCAUGCAUGAAUGAUGAAGGAUUGUGGUACCUACUUGAAGGUAGAUUGAAGAUGUAAUGGCAGCUACAGUUGGUUUUAUUCAUGAUUGAGUUUUAGCUGUGUGAAGUACGAGUGAGAUUUGAUGGGGUGUGACGAGUGAGUGGAAUGUAGGGGGACGAUCAUUGCCUGGCGGGAUACCUAUUCGUAGGUAGACUGACAGUGAUAUGCUAGAUGGUCAAAAUUCAUGGGCAAGAGACAUGUCAUUGUAGGGAAGAUAACUACAUGUGGAUGACAGUGAGAGAUGUGGUUUUGUGAUAGCCACUAAACGUAGGACUGGUCCUAAUUUGUGACGAAAGCGUCUCUUGAUAUUUGAAUCACUGACAUUUUAUAUUGUACAUUGAUCUAUUUAAAGCUUUUGGUGUGAAUUUGGAGACAUUUUAUCAAAAAAGGAAAUAUAUUUUGUGAUUCCAUGUGAAAAAAGUUAUAAUAUGGAUGAAGAAUAUGGUAUCAGGAUGAGCUAUUGGACGUUUGACAGGGAAUGAUAUAGAUGUGUGAGGACGGUUUAAUGACGUUUUAGAACGACGAACAUGGUACCACAACAAAGUCGGUCUGUGCAGUUCUCGCAUCAUUGGGGGGGUAUGGGUGGCCCAGUCGCCUAAGGCGCCGCGAUUCGCUGUGCAGAGUUGCGUCCCUUGACGAUGCCAGAAACCUCUUAUUGUGGGUUCGAAUCCCGGUUCGCCCUGAUUAUGUUUCUAG